AUAAGGGAUAGCAGAAGCCAGAUGCCUUCAGUAUUAUUCCAUAUUUUUACUGAUGCCUUGGUUGAUUACUGAAACACUGCUAAGAUGCAUCAAAAACUCCUGAAGAGUGCUCAUUACAUUGAGCUGGGAAGCUACCAGUACUGGCCCGUUCUGGUGCCUCGAGGAAUUCGGCUGUAUACCUAUGAACAGAUUCCAGUGUUCCUUAAAGAUAAUCCUUACAUCACUGAUGGCUACAGAGCAUACUUGCCUUCCAGGCUGUGCAUUAAAAGCCUGUUCAUUUUAUCCAAUGAAACAGUCAACAUUUGGAGUCACUUACUCGGCUUUUUCCUCUUCUUUACUUUGGGCAUAUACGACAUGACUUCUGUGUUGCCUUCAGCGAGUGCCUCUAGAGAAGAUUUUGUUAUCUGUUCUAUUUGUCUCUUCUGUUUUCAAGUCUGUAUGCUUUGCUCAGUAGGGUACCACCUCUUCUGCUGUCAUCGCUCAGAGAAGACAAGUCGACGUUGGAUGGCCUUGGAUUAUGCAGGGAUUUCCAUUGGUAUCCUGGGCUGUUAUGUGUCUGGAGUCUUUUAUGCAUUUUAUUGCAAUAACUACUGGCGUCAAGUAUAUUUGAUUACUGUCCUUGCUAUGAUCUUGGCAGUGUUUUUUGCUCAGAUCCACCCAAGUUACCUCACUCAGCAGUGGCACAGGCUGCGCUCACUCAUCUUCUGCUCUGUGUCAAUUUAUGGAAUUAUUCCUACCAUCCACUGGAUUUGGCUUAAUGGUGGUGUCACUGCAUCAAUUGUGCAGGAAUUUGCCCCCCGUGUAAUUGUGAUGUACUUCAUAGCUGCCAUAGCAUUUCUAUUCUAUAUUUCCAAAGUCCCAGAAAGAUACUUCCCAGGGCAGUUAAACUACCUCGGCUCAAGCCACCAAGUGUGGCACAUCCUUGCAGUGGUGAUGUUAUAUUGGUGGCAUCAGUCUACUGUGUACAUCAUGCAGUACAGACACAGCAAACCUUGUCCAAGCCACCGUGCACGCUAGCACACAAAGAAAUUCACUGCUCUUCUGAGAUUGUGGUGAUGAACGUCUUUGGUUGUAUGCUCACUUCUGGAGUAUUACCAUAAGUGACUGUUCCCUUGGAAUUCUUGCUGUUUGGGGUGGUAUGUUAACAGGCAUUCCUAAGACCAUUAGAGGUCUCCAGCAGCCAAGUAAGUUUCUCUUAAUUUGAGGACAAUGAAAAAAGCUGCAGCGGAUCACCCUGUAUCCGGGUACUGUAACUAAACCAUAUAAAAAUUACUUUCAGAUUUGUAUACGUAUCUGAUAUACAAACAGUAAUAAAACAUUUGCCUGGGAAACUUUAAUUUUAAUCAUCUCGGGGGGGGGGAUGCAUGUAUGUGAAGUCCCUGCUGUAAAUUUUCAUUCUGGGAUCUCCGCUUGGAAUAUGAAAAUCCACGUAGCCUGAUGUAACUUUUUAACAUGUUCUGUGUCUUUGCACUGAUGUUUGCUGUUGUAAAACUUUUAGCUAUGGAUUUGAUGGAUUUUUACUGGACUUGUUUACCUGUUCAAUUUACUUGCUGUAACUUUUUUCCAGUGGUAAUUUAACAUGGUAAUCUUUGAAAGAAGUGUUGGACUUAGUACUUUUAACAUGUUCAUUGUUAUUAGUCAACAAUGCAGCACCUUGUAGUUUAAACAGAUGCCCCUCGAGUUUUAGGUUUAACAUGUAUAAAUACCAAGGUUUGUUUGUUUUAAGAUAACUAUAGGGAGAAUCAGCACUCAAUAAACAUGUUUGCUCUUUGUUGACUAUGAAGAAUUGCUCUGAGCUAUCACAUAGCAGGAUGAUACUUCCCUAUUGCCAAAUGCAGAGUAGUUGUUUGUGCCUAGGAAGCCACUCUCUGUUCUUUCUGGCCUUUGAGAAAAUCAGUUCUUUUAGUUGUGUCUGGCCAGUAAUGCUGGCAUUACCAGGUUUUGUGAGCAAGUGCAUAUUAAGACGUUACAUAGAAGCUUGAAGUAAUAGUACUUAAUAUGCAAAAUUUUGAGCCAGGAUGCUGUGCCCAUUAUAUUUUGAACCAGAGGAGAAAGUUAUCAGUCUUGCUUUCUGUAUUCCUUUUUAAAAAUCAGUUUUUGAACCCUUAAUUGAUAAGCUAAAAUGACU
This is a messenger RNA of Pogona vitticeps (central bearded dragon), 2128 nucleotides long. Lineage: Eukaryota; Metazoa; Chordata; Lepidosauria; Squamata; Agamidae. The record is from RefSeq and is a predicted model, not a curated record.